GAGUGUGCCGUGCUGGUGCCACUGGCAAAAGAGUAUCCAAGUCAAUGGUUCUCGCAUCAUUCGCGAAACUCAAUCUCCGCCGAUCCCCACAUGGCUUUCGGAUGGCUUGCACAGACUCUGGAACCGACCCUCGAUCCGAUACUAUGCCCACAUAUUAUGCCGCUGAGUGUCCAGUUCCUGGCAGAUUUGUGUCCACUAAGGCACGCUAGCAUCGUGCUCCGGCUCGAUCUCCCAUCUUAUUCGUUAUCGGGUAUCCUCCAUCACGCGAGUCAGGGGCCCCACGCUUGCAAUUCCUCAGCUUUUGUUCCGAUUAUCCUUUCAUCAUACUAAAGCCCUCUAUCCGCGACAUUUGAUGUUGGCUCCUGUAUGUUCACCCGUCCUUGCAGGAUAUUGCAUCUAGCCACCAAAGAACGAGCAAAACAGCACGAGGAGCCGGACUAGAAAAUGUCUCUUGAUCGUCAGAUAUCAGAGCUAACAAGCGCUGUCCAAUCUAGCAGAGAUGGAAUCGACGAUAGCACCCGGUUCAAGGCCAUCAAAGCCGCACAGGGGUUGCUGGCAGCUUUGGGCUCUCCAGCCGAGACAGUCAUUCAGGAUGUCGUUAUGAAUUCGGUCCUUCUUAUGGCACUUCGUAUGGGUGUCCAGCUCGAUGUCUUCAAGACUAUCAGAGAUAACCAAAAUCAUGCAACCACCACACAGCAGAUCGCCAACAAAUCUGGCGCAAGUGUAGUUCUCAUGGACCAAAUCAUGAGGCUGCUUGCAGCUUCUGGCUACGUUCUGGAAGAAGAUGUCCAGUCAUACAAACCAUCACCCCUCACAAUGGUAAUGGCCGAGCCUACCUUCGAAGCCACAACUCGAGCAUGCUUCGAUAUUGGCAACUUCUGUACCACGAGAGCCCCGGAGUUCUUCCGCAAUAACAACAACCAGUUCCCCAAAUCCGCCAAAGACACACCCUUCCAGCUCGCGAUGAACACAGAGCUCAGUUACUUCGAAUGGCUUGGUCACAACCCCUCCCUGGCAAAGGACUUCCAACAAUGGAUGACCCUGAAGCAGCAAACAACCCCGAACUGGGCCGACUGGUUCGACAUCAAAGGCUCCAUCACCGACGGUUUCAACGACUCAGCGAACAACGUCCUCCUCGUCGACGUCGGAGGAGGCGAGGGCCAUUACCUGCAUGCCUUGAACGAGAAAAUCCCCACCCUUCCCGGACGUCUCGUCCUCCAAGACCUGCCACACGUCGUAUCAAGCAUAAAGACUCCCCCGAAUGGAACCGACCUGAUGCCUCACGAUUUCUUCACCCCGCAGCCAGUCAAAGGUGCUCGGGCAUAUUAUCUGCACUGGAUCCUUCAUGACUGGGCCGAUGAGCAAGCCCGCCAAAUCCUCACCAAUAUCGUCGAAGCUAUGGAACCUGGGUAUUCCCGCCUCAUUAUUAAUGAGUAUAUCAUACCGGAUAGACACUGUGAUUUUCCCACUGCGUGCAUGAGUAUCAUGAUGAUGGUCCAGGUUGGCGCGUUCGAGCGGUCUGAGAAGCAAUGGCGUGAGUUGCUUAACUCUGUUGGUCUGGAGAAGAUUGUUUUCCAUCAGCCGCCUGGUGGUGGGGAGGGUGUUAUUGAGGCUGUCAAAAGCCAUAAAUGAAUGGAAUGCUGUAUAUAGAUAGAUUGUCGAGAUUUGAUGACGG
Aspergillus eucalypticola CBS 122712 is the source of this 1675-nucleotide messenger RNA. Its product is annotated as sterigmatocystin 8-O-methyltransferase precursor. The record is from RefSeq and is a predicted model, not a curated record. Gene Ontology annotation, molecular function: O-methyltransferase activity. Lineage: Eukaryota; Fungi; Ascomycota; Eurotiomycetes; Eurotiales; Aspergillaceae. The transcript has 5 exons. The coding region runs from base 445 to 1632 and encodes 395 amino acids.